GGUCUCAAUGCAUAUUUUCCACAGAAACAAACUCUCUCUCUCUAAUCGCCGAGCGAGACCCCUCGCCCCCCAUGGCGGCUUCGCGCGGCGGAGCCCUACGAGCGCCGCUCGGCGGAGGUGGCGGAGGCAGCUGUGCCGGCGCCGGAGGAGGAGGAGGAGGGAGGUGGGGGGGGAUGAGCCGAGACCUCCUCGAGGCGAUCCUCGCGAGGGUCGGGGCGCCGGAUCUCGUCGCCGCGGUCCCCUUCGUGUGCUCCUCGUGGCGUGAAGCUUCUAGAGACCCCCUCUUCUGGCGCCGCCUCGACCUCGGCGACUGGGACGCCGUCUCCCGCCGCCUCCGCCGCGGCGGCGGAGGCGGAGGCACCGCCGCCGCCGAGUUCGCCGGUAUCCUCCGCGUCGCCGUCGCACGCGGCCGCGGACGAACGGAGUCGAUCUCCUUCCCCUCCUUCGCUGAUGAGGCCCAUCUCCUCUUUGUCGCUGAGAGGUGCUCAAAUCUACUUUACUUUAGCCUCCCAAAUCCCCGAAUAGCAUCGGAUAGAUUCUGCGAGGCCGUCGCCAAAUUGAAGCUUCUUAAAGGCAUGGCAGUUGAUGAGAGCCUCAUAACCAAUGAAGUUCUUCUACAUAUAAAAAAUUGCUGCAAAAAUUUUUCUGAACUAAGAGUAUGUGCUGAGAGUGUGAAUAGAGAGAUUGCUUCUGUUAUCUGCAAGUCUCUUCCAAAUCUGAAAAAGCUCGAGAUAACCAAUUCGGUCAUAUCGAAGCAGGCCAUUAUUACUCUCCUUGAUGGGUUGGAGCAGCUCGAGCACUUUGACAUUUCAGGGUACAGGAAUUCUACGAUUACCGAUCUUGUCCUUCAGAAGGCUUCGCGGCUAAAAGUGUUCUUGUGGGACUCGAAGUUGGAGCUCGGUGAGUUAAUGGACUGCUCACAUUGUGAGGACGGCCUGGUUCUUCAGAGGCCUUGCGAGUGCGUGCUGAAUCAGAGGGUGAUGGAAUGGUUGGCCGAGGUUUCGUAAGAUCUUCUCUCUGUUUCUUGGUUGUUCGGGAGUAAAAGGAUGAGGUAAAUCCUUAAAUCACUUCAUGUUUAAACAAUGAAGUUGUGUUCCCUCUUGAGAUAUUUGGUAUAUUAUUGUGCAUAUUUGAAAUGAAGUUGGUUUUCUUGUCACCAAAGUGUUGUCUGUCGUUUGUACUCUUAUUCACUAUCAUUUUAAUAAACAUUCAAGUGUUUAACCAAAAAAAGAGAGAAAAUUUUAGGCAUUUGAGAUGCUAACAAUAAAAUCGAUCUAUUGGUUUGUUA
This is a messenger RNA of Ananas comosus (pineapple), 1288 nucleotides long. RefSeq names its product F-box/LRR-repeat protein At3g48880-like. NCBI's taxonomy places the organism in Eukaryota, Viridiplantae, Streptophyta, Magnoliopsida, Poales, Bromeliaceae. The record is from RefSeq and is a predicted model, not a curated record. Gene Ontology annotation, molecular function: protein binding. Bases 72 to 1007 code for a protein of 311 amino acids. The transcript has 2 exons.